CGAGAAUAUAAUCGAAGACUAUUAGAGAAACAACAACGACAGCAGCAGCAGCAGCAGCAGCAGCAACAAGAAGGCGGCUCUACCGCUACUGAAGUUACCACCACCACAGCGACGACGACGACGGCGACGACGACAGAUGCACAUCAUCCACCCUCACAUACACUGAAUGACAACACUACCAGUCACCCACAUCAUGCUCCUCCUCCUCCUUCACUUUCUUAUCAAAAAACAGCAUUGCGCAAUGUCAAUGGACCCUCUUUAUCGCAAUCUCAAACAAGGAGCAAUGAGAAUAAUAAGAGUAAAUAUGCAAAUAAAGUUCGAGUGUUUAAGCCUCCCUCCUCUGGUGAAACAGAAGAAGAAGAAGAAGAAGAGGACAACUACGAUGAGGAAGCUGAUGUAGAACAGCAAGUGGCCUCGAUAGGGGUUGUUACAGAGA
Molecule: messenger RNA, 436 nt
Organism: Mycotypha africana
Lineage: Eukaryota; Fungi; Mucoromycota; Mucoromycetes; Mucorales; Mycotyphaceae
Exons: 1
Source: RefSeq, a predicted model, not a curated record